This is a messenger RNA of Photinus pyralis (common eastern firefly), 1930 nucleotides long. RefSeq lists its product as uncharacterized. The transcript is spliced from 4 exons. Lineage: Eukaryota; Metazoa; Arthropoda; Insecta; Coleoptera; Lampyridae. The record is from RefSeq and is a predicted model, not a curated record. The coding region runs from base 270 to 1307 and encodes 345 amino acids.
GCAAUCAGCUGUGAUGCGAAAUGGCUACUGGCACUCGGUCAGUAGUACGAUAUUUAAAAUUGCUUUUAUAACAAUCACAAGUAAAAUAAUAUGUGAUAGAUAAACACUAACAACUCAAGAAACCAUCAACAAUGAAGUACUAUAAUUCUCCCAAUACUGUACCUAUUUGUAGGCUUUAGAGAUAAUAAAUAAUAAGGAAGACGAUCUCAAUUAAGGAAAAAUGCACAAUAUAUUGAUCUAAAACACUGCCUUUAUAAACAUAUUCAGCUAUGACUACCAUGAUGUAUCCGACUUUGACGAAAUCGCAGAGCAUGCGUUCGAAACGCAAGUCUGCCGUCGAGUUGCUAGCCGAAAGCAAACUUUUCUACGUCAAAUCUGAGGUGGUGCGCGAUACCACGCAGGCGCAACCCGCUCGACCGCCACCGAUGUUCGCCAUCGGCCACGCAAGCUACAUGCGCAGCAAGUCUGUAAAUGUCGCCGCGUCGACAAGUAGCUAUAGACCGACGACUCUUCCACAAUACAUGGCAGUAUCGCCGUCAAGAUCGUUACCACCACUAUCUCAUCGUCGCUCAGUAUAUACCGCUAGUAGUGAUUUGUUACAAAAUAAGUUAAGGCAACUUUUAGAUUGUGAUAGCGCCGAAGAAUUAAGCGUAGAACAUAUGGCACCUCUUAGUCCACCCGCUGAAUAUGCGCAACGUUGUCAUAAAAGUUUACCAGAUCUGCACUGUAGAGCGGAGCCUAGUUCGAAUAAGAGUAGCAAUAAAAGCCUUUCCAAUCGAGACAGCGGAGGGUCCAGUGGUCAUUAUACGCAGAGAAGCGAACCGGCUCCUCCGCCUAGACAGGACACUCGUCGAGACUCGGGCUCCAGUACUCAACACAGCGGCGGUAGCUCGUAUUAUUGUUGCCAAGAUCCGGAUUGUCGAUUAACGCGCCAAGGCUACACACCAAUUUCGACGUUUAAGCGGCAAAAAUGUCUACGAUACAAGAAGGAUCGGCCGAUUUUGCGUUCAAAAUCGGACAUUAGCGAUCGCUAUUGGCGGCCCUCCGAUCCUCCGAUCAGUCAUCUGGAGCAAUUUUUCGAACAGUUAGGCCUUACAAGUGAUAGCUACGAAGAUAUGUUAAGUAAUAGUAGAUCGUCGAGCCCCGUGUUUUUCUCGGACGUAUCUACGAUCGAUUCGUGUAGACCGAUCGAUAACAAUGAGUAUUGUCCUUCGUCUUAUAGACCUAGUGAACCCCCUUCCAUUGUAGAACGUAAUGCUCGGAUUAUUAAAUGGCUGUGCAAUUGUCGAAAGUCACAAAUAUCAUGAAUCUGUGUGAAUAGACUGUUUAUUUCGGAUAUGUGUAUGUGUUUCUUGUUUCGGAUAGAAAAGCAAAUCACUUCCAAGUACAAAGUUGUGUUAUGAAAGAUUUUAAUGUUACUAAGUUGUUACUGUUAUAUGUGAUUCGAAAUGUAACUUUCCCGCUACGCAUUAGUUAUUAAUCAAUUUAAUCAAAAUUCGAAUCUGGAUUAAAAUGGUGCAUAAUGGGAGAGGUAGAUCUGAAAAUUUUAUUGCAUUGUAGUUAAGUUUCAAAGUAGUUUAAUGUGACGCUUAGAAUGGUACCUUCUCAAAAUAUUUCGACAAAUUCUCACGGUACUUCACAUUAUUGAAUGCAAAAUUCCAUUCGUGCUACAUUCCUUUACUAACACGUUGUGAGCAUUUAAAGACUGAAAUAUUAACUGCAAAUAUCAUCAAUAGGCAAAUUUUUCCUAUCGUUAUAACGACCAAUCGGAACUUCGUACUAUGCAUUCAUAUAAUGUGAGGUAUUUUACAUGAAGUGGUUUGUAUAAUUUUUAUCAAUAAUAGAUUUUGAGUUCAUUCUUACUGUGUUUUGUAUGUUUGCUUCUCUUUCUCGUAAUAUUAGCAGUAUUGUGUAUUUACAUUUUUAUAAA